Molecule: messenger RNA, 6300 nt
Organism: Anguilla anguilla (European eel)
Lineage: Eukaryota; Metazoa; Chordata; Actinopteri; Anguilliformes; Anguillidae
Product: calcium-activated potassium channel subunit beta-4-like
Exons: 3
Coding region: 1338-1970 (210 amino acids)
Biological process (GO): potassium ion transport; detection of calcium ion
Cellular component (GO): voltage-gated potassium channel complex; membrane
Molecular function (GO): potassium channel regulator activity; calcium-activated potassium channel activity
Source: RefSeq, a predicted model, not a curated record
UAAGCACACUGGCGCGCUUUGAACCGAGCAGCUGUCUUCAAUUAUGCUGUGGGUUGGUAAAUGUCAGCGUUUAAAACCGUUUAAACUAACACAACUAACGAACAUUUGCGUUGAGCACGUGGUUUGAAUUUCUUACGUAACGGCCCCAUUAAAGACGCACGUUCUUGUAAUCAUCCUUGGCUGUUGCGCGGAGUUGAUAUUCACAUUUACGACGUUACACGUGCAUGGCCGCGUUUUGGAAGCUAAAACGAAGCAACCCGAAAGCUGCAGAAGUGCAGAAUGAAUAAGCAUCUCUUCCAAAGCCAGCAGAGGAAUGUAGGACAGUAGCCCGAACGCUGAUCAUAGCCAAUGUGGCCCGAAUCUCCGGAGGGGGCCCUUUGAUACGGGAUCUGAGAGCAAGGGCGUAUCAUUAGAACGCAAUUGAAGUCAUACAAAAACCAAUUCCGCGCACGACAGAUGCAGGCAGGCUUGUUCAGACGCGUGCAGGUCGCGCGCAGCAGUACUCGAAAGGACAUCUGUUGAAUGGAUUUCCGUAAUGCGCGCAGUAUAUGAUUGCUUUUUGAUUCUGAAAUGUAGGCUACGCCGUGUAGCUACCACACGCAAUUGUAGACGUGUCAUAUCAACAAGCCAGCAUUACAAAUUUUGAUUGCUCGACGCCUUCCAAAUGAUUAGCGGUGGCAUACUACGGCCCAUCUACCAGAAAACGGUUAAUAAUAAUAAUAAUAAUAAUAAUAAUAAUAAUAAUAAUAAUAAUAACGCAUCCAUUCAUCUGUGCAGCGUUCAUUUCAGAAAUCGAUUCCUCUUGUGCAUAGACUCUUUAACUUUUUAAUAGCAUCUCGUUUCCACGCGGAGCCUGCUAGCACAUCGGCGUGGUUGUCGGAGAACAGUCUCCGCCAGCGGCAGGCUUUCAGCGGUGAUGGACGUAGCGACCGAUACGCAUCAGCUGAUGGCCAGGCAAGAGCCGUAUUUAGGCUAUUCAGAACUGUGUGCUAUUUACGCAUAAGAAGCUUACCUAAUCCCAGAUGCAACAUGCAGCCUUUCAACAAAGUCUAAAUCUGGAUGUACUGCUGAGAUAGAUAGAAAUCAGAAGUCACGCGCGUAAUAAUAAUAGUGGGGAGGGCUGCAAAACCGCCGCUUUUGACAAGUUCCACAUGACACGGGGUUGCGAUACAUCACAAGCGAAAGGAAGCACGGAGUUCGCAUGAGUUGAGGGGGACGGACGGUCGGUCGAAGAGACGACUUCUGUGUGGCGGGAGCACAGCGGCGGGGGUCGCGAGAAGGACCCCCCUCUCUUUCACGUUCAGGCUGCCGACGCUCUUUGCCGCUGCGCGGACUUGAUGGCGAAGAUCAGGGUAUCAUAUGAGUACUCGGAGGCGGAGGAUAAAAGCAUCAGGCUCGGUCUGUUCCUCAUCGUGUGCGGCAUACUGUCCCUCUUCAUCCUCUGCUUCUGCUGGUUGAACCCCACCCUCCAGAACAUGCAGAGCAAGCCGGCGAACUGCACCGUGAUCUCCGUGCGUCGCGUGGACGAGAUGUUUGAGUGCGUCUUCACCUGCGGGGCGGACUGCAAGGGCACUUCGCUGUACCCAUGCCUGCAAGUGUUUGUCAAUAACUCGGAGUCGAACUCCAUAGCUCUCCUGCACUACGAUGAACAGCAACUGGUGCUGAACCCCAAGUGCUCCUACGUUCCGCCCUGCGAGAGGGACAACCAGAAGAACAAGGAGAGCGUGCUGCGGUGGCAGGACUACUGGACGGGGGAGGGAAGCUCGCAGUCCUUCACCUGCUUCUUCAACCAGCAGCGCAGGCCGGAGGACGUGCUGUGGAAGCCGUCGGACAACGAGCGCGUGCUGCUGCACUGCAUCCUGUGGCCAAUCGUCAGCCUGCUGGUGGGCACGCUCAUCGUGCUCCUCACCAUCUGCGCCCGGAGCCUGGCCGUGCGCGCCGAGGCCCUGCAGAAGAGGAAGUUCUCCUAGGGGGCCAGCGGGUGGCGCCAGCGCGACCUCCCCUCCGCCAAAAAAAAAGCAGGGGGGGGCACCCUCAUUCACAGGGGGCCGCCUGCCCCGCCGCAGAGACGAAGGAGAUGGGUGAACGGACAACCCCCCCCUCCCCUGUCCGAACCUCUCCUCCCCUCCACCCCUACGCCUGAGCGAAAGGGGAAGGUGUCUCGCCGUCCGCCUCCGGUGGCGCACAUUGAUGACCUCACGCGGGCUGCUCCCUGUGCCGGGAAGCUUGCGAGAACGCGUCUCUCCGUCCGUCUGCUCGUCCUGUCCUGUGGCUUCUCGACACGUCCACCUUUCCGGUUCGGCCGCCGCACCGGGUACCCGGGAACUCGCCGGCGGACGGCCGAUCUCAUUUUUUAAACGUCGCCGUGUUGUAAUUAACCGCUGUCAUUUAAAUGCUGCCCCUGGCAACGACUGUAAGGAGGGCGGGGGAACCACUCGUUGCUACUGUGUUUUCUGUGCGCUCUCUCUCUCUGUCUCUCUCUCUCUCUCUCUCAUUCUCCUUGUCUGGGCAGUGUCUGGUCUCCAUGGUGAUUAGAUGUUUGUGUUCUGAUUUUUUUUCUCUCUCUCUCUCUCGGCUUUGCCGGGAAAAAAAAAAAAAACUGGAACGGCGUCAGAAACGCGUUGGCGGUUACUAUCGAGCAAGCCCACGUACGGUCGGUUCCAAACCGCGAUCGACCGCUCGAGGUCCCUGCUUCUACUGCAGGCAAACCGCUUUCAGCACGCUCUGUCCACAUGAGUCACGACUGUGUGAUUUAGCAACCACAUCCGAACGUAACGUGUAAAAUGUAUGUGAUAUGAGCAAGAGGAUUGGGUUUUAUGUUAAUCAUAUCGUGUUAAUGUGUGUUAUGGCUUAAAUAUGUAAUUCACCCCCCCCCCCGCGUGCCCCCCCGCUCUGGCUGACAAAUCUGCUGUUCUAGAAGGUGUUUGGAGAUUCUUUGUUAUUUAACGCGAAAUACAGGCGCCAGGAACAAGGUCCAAGCUGAAAAAAGUAAGUGUUAUUUGUUCAAAAGAAUCUGAUGUCUGACACCUCCCCUUGUUUGGAGAGCCUACUCACGGUCCCUGUAUUUAGGGGUGGCAGUUUGGUGACAAGCAGAAAGAUAUUCUGAUCAAUGUAGUGUAAUGAAAAAUGAGAACACCAAUGUAAAGUCAUUUAAUCAGACGCUGGGUCCCUAUGUAUAGCCAGUACGGCCUGCAAGCUCCAUGUUGUAGAGUCAGCCAGUAACUACAGUUCUGCAGGAUGAAUGUGGUUUUUCCCAUGAUUAAGCCUAUCAUUUGUCUGUAUAAUCCAUCGGUGAAUACAUUUUCUCUUGAAUUGUUUUACGCUGUAGCAGUCUCUUCAGUCAAGAGUGUAGCUCUCUAAAAGGCAAGAAGGAGUUUGAUCUAAUUAGUUAAAUAAACGUAAUCGUUUUGAAACGGGCUGCGCUGAAAGACAGUUCAAAUCUCCAUCCUCGCUUAAAUCUGGCAACGCAUUUACCCGCAGGUUCAAAAUAAGUGUGAAGAUUUGAGAAAAUGCCCCCACAGCCUCGAGGCACUGCGGAGGGGGAAGGUUCACGGGUUGGAAGCGGUGGUGACACGAUGGUAUUCGCUGGUUUUUGCAACCAAAACUGGCGUCGUUGCGCUAUCCCCAGCACAAUGGCGCUCCCUGCAGUUCAACUCACAACUGUUCCCUUCCAAUGGAAAUAAAUUAAUAAACCACUCGUCCAAUGGUGUUACAGUACAGCCAUCAGGUGACCAGAAGUUGGAUUCCAAGAGAUAUUUUUUGCGUCAGACUACCUGCCAAGUAGUGAAAGUGGUGUCCUAAGUCUCUAGUGCGCUACAUCCAAAUAUUGCGUGGUGAUCUCUGUACAGACUUGCACAGGUGUUUCUUUUCAGAUGAUAAAAAUAUAUUUUGUGGAAUGUGCCUUUCUUCUAUUCCAGAGCUGCCCAACCCUGUUCCUGAAGAUCUACUGUCCUGUCGGUUUUAACCGGCGCACCUGCACACCUAAUUAGCAGCUCAGUGAAAUCUCUAGCUCUUGUGUGUGGUGUCGCUUUGUUGGGGUUGAAGUGAAAGCCCACGGGAUGGUAGAUUUUUUCUGAAAUGACGCUGGGCAGCCCUGCUCUAUUCCAAUAUAUGAUAAGAUACAUACAGUAUCUUGUCAUAGAUUUAGAAUUUUUAUUUUAGUUUUUUUGUAGUCUAACAACAGUCUUAGACACCGCUGCUCGUGAAACACCAGUAAGUUUAUCCGUCUCGUUCACCGAAGCCCCCCCCCCACCCCCACCCCGUCUAUGAAAGUCACAGAGGUUUCUUCUUGCGCUCACACAAUCUGUAAUCACGGGAUGUCUGGCCCCUUCAGAAAUGUCACAUACAACUCUAUGCACACUAUUGGCUUUGUUUCCGGCCUGUUUCGUUUUGCUUGUCCCCUUUAUGUACCCAGGGGAAGGGAGCUUCCACCAUUUUGUGCACUACCUGCAGUUACUGUGCUUCUGAUUGGACGCCAGAGCAGGGCGGGUGCUCUUUCCCACUUAUACAUCUCCCUCUCUCUCCUGUAGUCUUUCGCUCACUCCCUCCGCUCCAGAACAGGCGCACUGCGUCUCCGCAUCUUUUACGAGUGAGAGGCUCACCGGCGAGUGUGCUGCCACGGUCAAGCGGAUGGGCUUGCGACCAAAUUGUUGCUGAAGCUGAAUCAGCAGUAGGGCGAUGUCCUUUUUGCAUGAGGCGCUUGGGCUGAAUUGCUCGUAUGAAAGGAUAACUGCUUUCAGCCUGUGGGCAGGGAUUGGGCAUCAGUCCUUCAAACCCCACCCCUCUUCAGCCUGUGGUUAGGGAUUGGUCUUCAGUUCUCCAAACCCCACCCCUUUUCAGCCUGUGGUUAGGGAUUGGUCGUCAGUCCUCCAAACCCCACCCCUCUUCAGCCUGUGGUUAAGACUUGUUCAUCAGUCCCCACCCCUCCUCCUCCAACAGUCAGUAAAGCACACUGGUCAACUAAGCGCAAAUACAACAGUUAUAGAAUUUGUUCGCCAUAUUCUCUACAGGACCCCCUUUCCUUCCACACACACACACACACACACACACACACUACUUGUCCAUACCUCCAAACCAGUUGUCCACCUGGUUCCUGUUGAUCGUCCUUUACAUAUUUGGAUUAAAAUAUUCCUCCAUUUUGAUGGAACACAAAUUGCACCGACAUCCACAGGAAUCACAAAGCUGAAUGUUAUUACACUGAACUGACACUGUGGUGAUUUUGUCUCCUGUUCAGAUUGGUUUUGAAAUCUGUUGACUUUCUAUGGCGGUAGACACAAUACCAAGAACUUUCUUUUGUGUUAUUAACACGACAAAAUUUCACAAUACGAUUAUUGAUUUAAUAUGUUAAAAGAGGCUACUUGUAGAAAAUAAACCCAAUGUGAUAAAAAAAAAACCUUUGUGUUACUGGUUUCACCUACACUGAAACCAGUAAUGGUCACUCCAAAGAUUUUCAGUUUUGAUUAAUAAUUAAAUUUUAUAGGCGUCAUACUGUCAUUUGAAUGUUGUCAUGUUUCAAGCUGAAAGUUUUAUUUGAUUAUUGUUCCUGAUUAAAUUUGAUAAAUGAAAUUGUCAUUUCUGAAUGUCAAUACUGAAUACUGAAAGUAAAUAUUUUGAGAUGAAUGUGGGUGUGAUUUAAUGAAAACUGGAUCUCUAAUUUAACUGCCAUUGCAAAAGUUGGAUUUUAGCAAGACAUUGUAUAUUUCAAUAUUAUUUUGCAAUGUUUAUUGAUUUAAUAAUAGCUUGUAAAACACUUGAAUAGGCCUAUGACAUGUUCACACAAAAUGAUUGUUGCAUCUAAAUAUGAACAUCCAGUUAUCAUUCUUCGAAUCACUCCUGAUACCAGCUAAAACUGAGACUUAAAACCUACUAAAGAUCUGAGGGUAAUUGAGGCAAUUCUUCGUCUUUACCCCAGAAACAAACACAUGUACACACACGCACACACACACACACACGCACACGCAUGCACACACACACACACACGCACACACACAUAUACACGCACACACACACGCAUGCACGCACACACACACACAGACGCACACACAUACACACACACACACACACAGCACAAGAUAAUCAUAGGUGAUCAGCAUUAGGGACCACUCUUGCUUAGAGAUUUCACUGUGCUAUUGCUUCUCAAAGUAGGAUGUAAUGAACCAUGUUAACCUUUUGUAGACUUGAGUUCUCUAAAGAACUCCAGUAUAUCAGUCCUAUGCGUUAAAAGCCAAUGUACGACUUAUGAAAGAAUAGUGCCUGGUAUAAAUCUUUAUUAAAAUAUAUGUAUUGUCUUCAAACAGAAAA